Messenger RNA from Marmota flaviventris (yellow-bellied marmot), 1052 nucleotides. The record is from RefSeq and is a predicted model, not a curated record. NCBI's taxonomy places the organism in Eukaryota, Metazoa, Chordata, Mammalia, Rodentia, Sciuridae.
GUCGGGUCGCCGCCUGUCGCCGCUGUGGGUCGGACGGAUCCUGCUGAGGUGGGGGUCCUGGAAGAGGAGAGGUAUGAGGGUCUGUGUGUUGGGGGAAGGUUGAGCUCACAGGAAAAAUAAUGCCCGUGAGUGAUUUGAGACACCGGCGAGGACCUGGAUGUGUGCAAAGUGCAAAAGACAUCUCUCCCCCACCACUGGUCGACCUCAGGUCUCAGCUGAAUCCGCCAUUGCAGGGCCCGGUGAUGUUUGAGGAUGUGGCCGUGCAUUUCUCCUGGGAGGAGUGGGGUCUCCUUACUGCCACCCAGAGGGGCCUGUACCGUGAUGUGAUGCUGGAGAACUUUGCGCUCGUUAGCUCACUGGGUUGUCUGUGUAGAAUGAAGGAUGAGGAUGCGCCUCCCAAGCAAGUGAAGAGUUGCAGAGUCGACCUGUCAGAGAAGCCUUUUGUGUCUGAGAGGGAUUUGUCCAUAUCUUCCAGCUGUGUUCGGAAGCCUUUGCAGAAUCAGCUCAGAAUUCAGAUCUCUAAAAUCUAGGAUAUGUAGGUAAGUUCCAGAUGAAACCAGUUGGGUAAGGUGGGUGAGUGCAGAAAUACUGAGUGAAGUAAUAUAAACGGGGUCUAGGAAAGUGGAGGGCCUGAGGCACUCGUAGGGAGACGUACACAGUAUUCCAGCAACUGUGUUUCCUGGGAGGAUUCCAGACUCAUCAGGAAUUGCAGGCUGUUCUCUGUGGCCAGGAACGCUGGCAGUACGUGAUCUCCAGGUUUUUGAUUCUUAGCCUCCUUGAGCUGAUGUCCUGGGACUGAGAGAAGGAAGAUCCAGUCAUCUUGGGAUGUGGCUCCUGGGCUGCAGCUAGUGCUCCCGUGUCUCCAGAUACUGUGGCCUUCAUCGUUGCACAGUUUUUCAGCCAUGGUGGCCGGGCUUUCCCUCCAGAGCUCCAAGAAGAGAGAUGGUAGGAUCAAUAUAUGGGUCAGAUCUUCUAAAUUGUGGGGUCUUGUGAUUUAAAAAAAAUUGGAAACUGUUUCCCCAAAAGAUAAAUAAAAUGUCACUUCAGCUAAA